Molecule: messenger RNA, 1729 nt
Organism: Hylaeus anthracinus
Lineage: Eukaryota; Metazoa; Arthropoda; Insecta; Hymenoptera; Colletidae
Exons: 1
Coding region: 45-899 (284 amino acids)
Source: RefSeq, a predicted model, not a curated record
UGGCAACUGGGAGUUCGUACAAAUCAUUAGGAUUUACUUUUCGAAUGGGAUAUUCCAUGAUUGGGGAAAUUAUUAAAGAAUGUUGUGAUGCAAUUUGGGAGACCUUGCAACCAAUAUACAUGCCCAAAUCCAACGAAGAGCAAUGGAUUAAAAUCGCUAAAGCUUUUUCUGAAAAAUGGAAUUAUCCAAAUUGCGUUGGAGCCCUAGACGGAAAACAUGUUCAUCUUAAGUGUCCUGCUAAAUCUGGGUCCCUUUUCUACAAUUACAAAGGAUCGUAUUCGAUAGUUUUAUUAGCUUUAGUGGAUGCAAAUUAUAAAUUCAUAUUAGUGGAUGUAGGAGCGCAUGGCAAAAGCAGCGAUGGUGGAACGUAUGAAAGAUCAGAUAUGUGUAAAAAAUUUGUAAAUAAUGAAUACGGUAUUCCACAGUCCGAAAAAUUACCACACGUAAUUGUUGCGGAUGAAGCUUUUCCGCUUAAACCGCAUCUUAUGAGACUUUACAGUAGAGCGGCUAUUGUAAGCGACGAGGAGAAGAUCUACAAUUACCGCCAAUCUAGAGCUCGGCGGACGGUAGAAAGCGCUUUUGGUAUUUUAGCUGGACGAUGGAGAGUAUUUUUGAAACCCAUUGCAACGAAUCUACAAAUUGCAGAUAAGAUAAUUUUAGUCGCUAUAUGUCUCCAUAAUAUGUUGAGGAAUACUGCAAGCAGUAUUUCUCCAUUUGAAGAGAAAAUUAUAAUUAAUAAUGAGGUAAUUCAAGGUGUUGCUAACCUUGGACUCAUACGACGAAAUUAUAUAAGAGAAGCGGUCGCGAUUAGAGACAGAUUUAAAAAAUAUUUCGUAUCUCCAAAUGGUUCAGCCAGCUGUCCCUGGGAGUGGGAUUCAAUUAGGAAAGGAAGAAUUUAAAUGGUGUUCGGAAAGUAAUCCCUACUCUGUAAAAUAAUUGUAUAUAUAUUUUCUAUUUUUCUCUUGUACAUAUUGUUAUUAUUAUUGAAACUGCGAAAUAUUCUCGAGACAACACACCAACAUUUUAUUGUUAUCGGCAAAUUUCGCGUACAAAUGGUACUCACUAAUUAAAUAUAUGGAAAAAUAAAAAUGAUUGUUUUCACUCACCUGACAUGCCGAGCUUUUCUCCUAUCUCGUCCCAAGCCUCCUUCCUCGAAUGCUGAUUCCGGUAUUCCCGGUUCGUCGCAUCAUAUAGCAUAGGGUUAAUAGAUCAUCACAGUGUGAUCGCUCGAAAAAUAACAGAUUUUCGCGAUUUUUUUUUAUCGUCAGGAUAAGCUAAUCGGUCUGAUUUUUUUUUUACAAAUCAAGGCAUUAAUGAAGAAUAUAAAAUGUUUUUUUUUAAGUGGAUUCAUUUAUUGUUUAACAUUAUCUUAAUGCAUAGAAAAGUGCGGUGAAGAAAAAGGUCUCUUAUGGUGGCCAUGAUUGCGGCCGCAAAUUUGAUCUGAAACAAAAAUUUCAAACAGAUUAUUAAUCUACAGAACAACCACUAUCGUGCUAUGGAGGCUUUUUUUUAUAAAAAUUGACAAAAUGGCGGCGGGUUGAGCAUAAAGUAUCGAGUUUAGCCUAUUUUUUCGACAGUUUUUCGUAAAAAAAAUAGGAAGAUUUCAGAAAAAAAGCUUCCAUAGCACGAUAAAGAAUGACGUGAAGAAUGUUCUGUCAAAAUUUCAAAUGGAUAGCUCGAAAACUCUUCCUUUGAGAGUGGCCACAGUUUUGAAAAACACCAUUACGAG